AUGAGAGAGGAGUUGGAAGAAUAUUUGAAUCUUUUCACCCACAAAGUGGACUUGCUACAGCACUUAUCCAGCCUUGUGCCACAAACUAACAACGUGUCUUUAUACAAGGAUGAUGUAGGAUGUCCAGUGCUGAGUAUCGGACUCUACUCAACCCUGACUCUCCCAACACGACAAGCUUUUGGAAUAAGCUUUGCAGAUGAGUUUAGUGUGCUGCUCCAGCUGCGAACCUCUCAGGAUGUGGACCGCAGUGUCCUGACCAUCCUCGACUUCUACAAUCAGGUGGUCCUUCAGAUCCGCAUUAGUCCUUUUGGUUUCACCUUCAUCACUGCGCAGCAUCACGAUUAUGAGUUUUUGGUGGCAGGCCUGUCUGAUUCACAGUGGCACUGGCUAUCAGUGGGAGUCUCAUUUGAGUUUCUGACCGUGUAUGUGGAUUGUGUGUUAGUGGAGAAAGUGCGCUGGACCUACCCAUACAUGGGUAUUUCUACAGAUGGCCUGCUGAUGGUUGGGGGCAUUAUGCGGGGGUUUGAGACCCCUUUUGAGGGUGAGAUCAGGCAGAUGAUGUUUCUCUUGGGCGACGGCAGAGCUGCUCGCCGUCACUGCAGCCUCCACAAGCCUGUGUGUGGAGCUUCAGUCAACUCGCUGUCCUCCGAAACAUCUCACAGUGUACAGACUCGUCCAUCGCCAUCCUCAAGCAGCCUGAUAAAUGACCCAACAAUUUCAGAGUCCUUUAGUGGCUUUGUAGAUCAUCAAAUCACAAGAUCAAGACAAGAUCUCAGACCUGAAGUGGAGGAAGCAGACAUACUGGACCCUCCCAGUUUUGUUCCUGUUACUGAGGUGAGCUCUUCCUCUCAAAGGGAAUACUUAAACAGCGUCCGAGUGCUGGAGGAAUCCACCCGACAAAAAUCCUUUAACACCACAUCAUACACGUUUAAUAGGAUUAAAGACAAGACUGACAGCAAGGCCCAGACCACCAGUGCUAAAUCCACAGCGGGUGACUUGCCAUCACACAAAGUGCAAACGGGCUGGAUUAAAGAACUUUCACAUGUGAUUCCUGCUAAACCCUCAGAGGAGAACAUCAUCGACCUGGAUUCUACAUCUGAUACACGCCGUGAGAACGAGAUCCUCGUGCAGCCACAGCUUCAUGAGCUGAAUCUGACAGAGGAGGACCUUUUACCAUCCACAGGGAUGUACAUACCUCACAGAUCCUCGGGUCAGUUUCACAUGCAGGAAGGCCAGGAAAAGCCUGUGAAGACUGACCAAGAUGGCUCAAUCCAUCAAAGCGUGGUCAGGAGUUCACAUAAACAUGGUGAUGUCAUUACUGGAUCUGAUGGAAGAAAGUACAGACUGCUGAGAGGAUCACAAGGACCUGCUGGACGGCUGGGAAAGAGAGGAUGUCGUGGUAUCAGAGGAUAUGUUGGAUUUAAAGGUGACAAGGGUUCUUAUGGUGAAAGAGGGCGAGACGGGCCGAGGGGUGUUCCAGGCCCUCCAGGCCCACCAGGACUACCCACAAUCUACCUAUGGAGCAACACUCAGGAGGACUGGGCUGUGUUCAUGAGAACUUCAUAUUACCACUUGCUGUUGGCUGGCUGGCCUCAGGAGACAGGGCCUCCUGGACCAAUGGGGGAGAUGGGCAAUUCUGGACCACCUGGAAUACCAGGAGACCCUGGAGAAAGAGGACCACCAGGCCGACUAGGUGACAUGGGUGACAUGGGGCCGAAGGGAGUGUGUGGCCGAGUAGGAACAUCAGGAAGAGAUGGAAAGAAUGGGCUGGAUGGGGAACCCGGCCCUCCUGGAACACCUGGCCUGCAGGGUCCUCCUGGUUAUAGGGGAGAAUCAGCGCCCCCUGGAGACAAAGGGGAGCUGGGUUUCUCGGGUGCCCCAGGUUCCACUGGAAACAGAGGGGGGCUUGGGAAAAAGGGAAAUAAAGGAGAACCUGGGAUGACCGGCUCUGUCGGCCCUUCAGGCCCGAUGGGUAUUAGAGGACAGGAGGGGUUUCCAGGAACUCCUGGGCCUAAGGGUGAACCUGGAUACGAUGGGAAACGUGGUCCUGCUGGAGCAGCAGGAGCUCAAGGUGCGACAGGAAUGGUUGGUGCACAAGGUGUUAAUGGAUCAGAAGGUGAUGUUGGCCCAGCUGGCCCAGCAGGUCGAAAAGGGCCUCGGGGUCCUGCUGGUGUUGAAGGAAUCAGAGGCCCUCCUGGUGUGCAAGGUCCACCGGGACUGCCAGGAGAGGAGGGACAGCGAGGUCUUAAAGGUGACAUAGGACAGGAAGGUCCAGUGGGUAACAGAGGACCACAAGGGAUUGAAGGACCAAUGGGCUUAACUGGAGAUCCAGGUAUAACAGGAUUUCCAGGAGACAGAGGCAGCAGAGGGCCGGAUGGAGACAGAGGGAAUCACGGAGCUAAAGGAGAAAGAGGCCCACCUGGAGCAACAGGGGUUAUGGGUCCUCAGGGAGAGAGGGGUAAACCUGGCCUUAUUGGUUUACCUGGGGUCAAAGGUCAACUAGGUCCUCCAGGUAUACAGGGUGAAGAUGGUGAAGUGGGUCUCGCGGGAACGAUUGGAAAGGAGGGGCAGAAGGGAGAUAGGGGCAUGACUGGAAUUAUCGGGAGAACAGGACCCAGAGGACAACAAGGAAGAGCAGGCCUUCAUGGGCCACCUGGUAUACCUGGACUGCCGGGUUUGAGGGGCCCACCAGGAAGUGAGGGAGCUGACGGAAAGCCUGGUACACAGGGGGUCACUGGCUCAGUUGGAAGUCCAGGAGAUAAAGGACCAAACGGUUUGCGGGGAUUACCAGGAGAGACGGGACUGAAUGGACCGCCUGGUUCAACGGGUCUCUUUGGUCGUCCUGGUCAAGAUGGCAGCCCAGGACCCCCCGGAGGAAAGGGUUUUGCUGGAAUACCAGGAGCCGAGGGCCCUCAAGGGCCGGUGGGAAUAUAUGGUUAUCCAGGGGCUCCAGGGCUACAGGGAAGGCCUGGUUACAUUGGUGAGAGGGGUGAACCUGGUGUGAGAGGACCCGUCGGCAAGCCUGGAGAGAGGGGGCCAACUGGCUUGCCUGGGCCGCCUGGUGAGAGAGGUUUACCUGGACCACAGGGCCGUCUAGGUGAGAUUGGACCAACUGGUAUAGAAGGACCACCUGGUUUACCAGGCCUGCCCGGUGUUGUGGGAAUUCCAGGAAUGCCAGGUCCUCUGGGCAGUAUGGGACCUGCAGGGCCAAGUGGCAAAGAUGGGCCAAUUGGAUUACCAGGAUUACCAGGUGCUGCUGGGAAAAUUGGGCCACCAGGAGAGAUUGGAGAGCCGGGAGUUCCAGGACCGCCUGGUGACGCUGGAUUUGUUGGGUUGGAUGGACAACAGGGCUUUCCUGGUACACGUGGAUCGGAGGGGCCACCAGGGAGAAAGGGGAAACAUGGAUCAGUGGGACCUGUUGGGAAUCCUGGACCAGUUGGAGCUCCAGGAGAACCAGGACCACAAGGCUCCCAGGGGAUGCAAGGAGAGCCAGGACCUGAAGGCAAAGAGGGAGCCAUAGGACUUACAGGCAUUAUGGGAGAUCCAGGUCCCACAGGACAGAAGGGUGACCCUGGGCUGCAGGGGUUCCCUGGAGAUGCUGGACCUCCUGGAUUCUUUGGUGCACAAGGACUGAGGGGUUUGAAGGGUGAUAAAGGCUAUGAUGGAUUCUUUGGCCAGACUGGACUGAUGGGGAAGACUGGUCCAGCAGGACUCAUGGGACUGGAGGGUUUAAUAGGACUGCGAGGACCACCUGGGCCUGACGGACCACCAGGACCAAAGGGUGAUUCUGGCAUUAGUGGGGUAAUGGGUCUUCCUGGAGAACCAGGUGCACAGGGUGUAGCAGGACAGAACGGACUGAAGGGGGAUAUUGGGAAACCUGGACCCCAAGGGGAUUCAGGUCCCAGAGGUCCUGAAGGCCUGUUAGGUCCUAAAGGUUUACCUGGGAUAGCAGGUACAAACGGUGACUCAGGUACACCAGGACCUCCAGGACAGAUGGGGCCAGAGGGAUUUCCUGGAAUUAAAGGACCAACAGGACUUCCAGGAUUAGAGGGGCUUCAAGGAGAGAUGGGAGCUCAGGGGCCUGUUGGCCCUCCAGGUCCACUGGGUCCAAAGGGCAGGCCUGGUCUAGCUGGAGAUGAUGGACUGAAAGGUCAGAAGGGCAAGGAUGGUCGAGAUGGGCAACCCGGAUAUACAGGGAAUGCUGGGAGGACGGGUAAAAGAGGGAAAGCUGGACCAAGGGGACCAAGAGGAAUCAGAGGAGAGAAGGGAAAGCCAGGCCCUGUGGGGUGGAAUGGACCUCCAGGAAGGUCAGGCCCAUACGGAUUACCUGGCAUACCAGGAGAGAAAGGAGAGCAGGGAGCAACAGGACCACAGGGGGAGGAAGGGGACAUUGGGUCUAUUGGGCCACCAGGGAAAGAUGGACCAAAGGGGCAACAGGGGCUUGCUGGUGAGAUGGGCAACAAUGGGUCCAAAGGCGAACAGGGUGAAAUUGGUCCCCCAGGAGGAAGAGGAAAUCCAGGUCUGCCAGGCAUGCCUGGCCUGUUUGGAGAAAAGGGAUUGAAAGGGUUUCCAGGAAUUCCUGGACCUGAAGGACCAAAAGGACCACGUGGUCUACCAGGUCCUCCUGGACCCCCAGGAUUAUCUCUUAACCUCACAAUGGCUCAACUAAAGGAGCUUAUGUAUCAAGCAGACACUCCCAACUACUCUCUCAUCAGAAACCUGCUGGACUCUCUUCAACGAGACCUGCGACUCUUCGUUGAUCCACCCGAUGGCACUAAAGCACAUCCGGCAACAACUUGCUUAGAACUGAUGUUGUGCCAUCCGAACUAUACUGAUGGAAUGUACUAUAUUGAUCCAAACCAAGGCAAUCCCACUGAUUCUCUCCUAGUCUACUGCAGUUUCAGUUCAGGUGGCCAAACGUGCCUUUCUCCAAUUCAGCCACAGGUCCCGAUGAAAGCCUGGCUGAGAGACUCACAGGAUGAGACUUUCACCUGGCUGAGUACAAUAGAGAACGGCUUUCAGUUUGAAUACACAGAAACCAGCGUGGUGCAAAUGAGGUUCCUGCGACUGAGCAGCAUGCAGGUCAUGCAGAACAUCACAUUUGCCUGCAAGCACGGCAACAGGCAGACAUCAGCUGAAAGAGAAAUCAAAUUCCUCGCCGACUCACGAAGACAGAGCUUCCUGGGGACGUUACAUGAUUGUGUGCCAACUGAAGAGCUGGAUACAGGACCUCAGCAGUCUGUGUUCCAGUUUGAGACUGAAGAUCUGGAUCUUUUACCAAUCAGAGACUUGGCCCUGUUUGGCCAUAGUGACCUCUCAGAGGACUUUGGAUUUACUGUAGGACCUGUGUGUUUUAGAUGA
Messenger RNA from Trichomycterus rosablanca, 5361 nucleotides. RefSeq names its product collagen alpha-1(I) chain. Gene Ontology annotation, molecular function: extracellular matrix structural constituent conferring tensile strength. The record is from RefSeq and is a predicted model, not a curated record. Lineage: Eukaryota; Metazoa; Chordata; Actinopteri; Siluriformes; Trichomycteridae. The transcript is spliced from 68 exons. Gene Ontology annotation, biological process: extracellular matrix organization. The coding region runs from base 1 to 5361 and encodes 1786 amino acids.